Penaeus chinensis is the source of this 4135-nucleotide messenger RNA. Its product is annotated as venom dipeptidyl peptidase 4-like. The transcript has 19 exons. Bases 1515 to 3992 code for a protein of 825 amino acids. Gene Ontology annotation, molecular function: dipeptidyl-peptidase activity; serine-type peptidase activity. The record is from RefSeq and is a predicted model, not a curated record. Gene Ontology annotation, biological process: proteolysis. Lineage: Eukaryota; Metazoa; Arthropoda; Malacostraca; Decapoda; Penaeidae.
GUCGAGCGGGAAGGGUGUUGGUGUUGCUCCGUUACGACCUGGCCCAGCUGGUGUUGCUGCCCGCUGCCGGACUCUCCUCUCCCCUCGCACCGCCUCGAUUUGUCUUCAUUCCCCAAGAUCUAUUGAGAAUGACGCUACUGGGAAACUGUUACGGUUUAUUAACUUCUGAGAAGAAUUUAUCCCGGGAGAAAGGCUGCACGUCGCGAUACGAAUUAUUAGUCAUCCGCGGAAAUACCUGUUUUAUAUUUUUUUCCUAUUGUAACAAAUAAAUAGAGAGCAGAUACACGGCAAAAAACAAGCACGGGGUAAGAAAAUACCAAAAAAGAAAAAAGAAAACAGCAGUCGGCGCAGAGCAGAGAACCCGAAAGAGUCCCCGCGGCCGAGCGUCGCUUUCGGGCAGCACAUGGCCAGGAAACCCGAAAUCCGUCAGACAGAGUGGAGGUCUGGCCGCGGACGGUGAGAGAGUGAGCUCCGUGCGGGUGGAGAGUGAAAGCCAGUGGGCGUUCGUGACAUUGAGCAGCGCCUGCCUAACCACCUGCCGCAGGUUAUAAGUGUCUUUCCUGAGUCGUCCUUGGGGUUCGCCAGUGCCUGAAGAGAUUGAGGCUGGAGUCUCGAGAAGGGGCGAGUGAAGAUGGGUUUGUUUAUCGCUGCGCUGGUCGGGUCUGUGCCUUCGUCAGCGAUGAGAGAAUAACACCCAAGUGCUGCGUGGAGAGAAAGUUAAAAUCGCAUGGCCUGAGAAAAACCGCAAGGAAACCAGUUCAACAACGAGACAACAGUGAUUUCGAAAGUUGAGAUUUUCAAUUGCAAUGUUGAGGCGAGCUAUUGAAAUGUUGAGAACAAGUCGCGCCGUGCAAGGUUUGUGUUCCGUACAUUAUAUACAAGUGCAUACCGUUUGACGCUGGUGGCCAGGGCUUGCGACGUUUUGCAGGAUUACGUAAAAGUUGAAGCGAGUGUUGAGCUGUUGUUUGUCCGCUGAGUCCAGAGCAGGGCGCCUGUCCCUCCUGUGAUAACGCGGUCUAUGAGUCACUGAAAUUAUGCAUCAACUGCCAGUGUUAUAGUGCCUGACGUAUUCUUUUUUUUCAUCCAUGUGGUCGAGGACACGCAUGAGCUCGGGUGCCUUUCCCACUCUCAUUUCCUUUGGUGCGGCGGCUAGCGAUGCGAACCGGUGUCUGUGUUAUUUUAUCAUCCUGACAAGAGUGAUCGUCGUCCCGAUAUUGUGCCUAUAUGAACAUCAAUAACUUUCGUCUACUGUGGAGCACGAAAGAGGUCCAUAGAUGAAUACAAGAAAUUAGCUAACCUAUGUUAAAGCCUUCACAACUACCAAACAUUGAAAACAUUCCAUACCAUAGAAAUGAUCAAACCCCAGAAAUGAGAACGACUUAGAAAGAGCUCAGAGCCAGGAGGUGUCCCAGUGUGCAUCAAGCGUGCAGGAGAGACGGAGCGUCGCCUCCCUCCUCCCCCAGUAUCCCGCCGCUUCUCCUCCUCAGCGCCCGACCCAGCUGUGCCUCGGGCCGAUGCAGUGGCACCAGAAACUCGGUGCCAUGUUCGCGCACCGCUACACGCUCGUGGCGCAGGACGAGGACUACAAUGUCUACAGUAAGGAGCUGGUGGGGCUGUCGAGGCCCCGGGUGUGGCGGAACCUCCUGCUGGGGACCGUGGGCGUGAUGCUCAUCGUCGCCGCCGCCAUAGGGAUCGUCAUCGCCACUCGCCGAAGCGGCAGCCCCGCCCCCCUCACCUCGGCGCUCACGGCCUCUCCCGGAGGCAUAGACCUGAUCGAGGUGCUCAAUGGUACUUUCUCCGCCAACUCCUUCAACGGAACGUGGAUUUCCGACAACGAAUUCUUGUUCCGAAGCGAGAACGGCGCCCUCAACAUGUUCACCGUCGAGACGCAGUCCACGGAGGAAUUGGUCAACAAGGAUAUCAUGGCGGAGUGGCGUCCCUUCAAGUACAGUCUGUCCCCAAGCAGGAAAUUCCUUCUGGUUGUUCAUGAUAUACAGAAGCUGUUCCGUUACUCCUACCUCGCUCGCCACACCAUUCUUAACCUUGAGACCGGGGAGGCCAUCCCUCUGGCGCCUCAGCGGGUCAGGUCCAGGAAUGACCAGCCGCCGCUCCUGUAUGCCACCUGGGCGCCCACUGACGACGCCCUCGCCUUCGUGUCCCACAAUGACCUUUACUACACCACUGGCCCCGACUUGGCCACCAUGUACAGGCUGACUGACACUGGCCAGAUCGGUAGCAUCUUUAACGGCAUCCCCGACUGGGUGUAUGAAGAGGAGAUUCUGAGCUCCAACUCCGCCCUGUGGUUCGGCCCCAACGGCCUGCGCCUCGCCUUCGCCACCUUCAACGACUCCCGCGUCGACACCAUGAACUUCCCUCUCUAUGGCCGCCCCGGGGACCUCUCGUUCCAGUAUCCCAUCCAGCAGUCCAUUAAAUACCCGAAGCCUGGUCGAUUCAACCCCGUGGUGGACCUGUGGGUGGUGGACCUGGCCAAGCUGAUCAGUGGAAGCAGCGACACCGUGACGCGCCUGCCUCCGCCUGCCACCCUGGCGAACGUGGACCAUUACUUCACCACGGUGGGCUGGGCCUCGCCAGACUACGUGUCCGUCAACUGGAUGAACAGACAUCAGAAUGUGAACAUCAUGAGCAUCUGCCAGGCUGAGACGGGCGUGUGUUCGGACGACCUCGUCCACGAGUCUCCGGACAAGGCCUGGAACGACCUCUAUACUCCCCCCAUGUUCGACGAGGCCAGCGGCGACACUUACCUGAUUGUCCUGCCCACGUUCCAGGGCGACAAGGGGCACUUCAAGCACAUUAACUUCCGACGAUCAUCGGACAAGACCUUAACCCCGCUGACCACUGGCACCUACGAGGUUGUAGAUAUUCUGUCGUGGGACCGCAAGAACCAUAUUGUGUACUUCACAGCCGCCCCAUCAGGAAGACCAGGACAGCGUCACAUUUAUUACGUUGGCGACCUGUCAUCACCUCAGCCAAAACAAGCUUACUGUAUCACCUGUGGUUUCAAGAAUGACUUUAAUGAGGACUGUAAUUACAACAGUGCAGAGAUGAGCAAAGACAGUACUUAUUAUGUGUUGACAUGUGGAGGACCAGGCAUUCCCCAAGUCACCCUGCAUCGUGCAUCCGACCACUCAAGGCUCAUGCUUAUCGAGGAUAACCAAGAGGUUCGUGAGCGACUCCUAGAUCGAUCCUUGCCCCUGGAGAAGCGCCUGGAAAUUGAUGUCGCAGGCGGAUUCAAGGCUCAGGUCUCCAUGAAACUUCCUCCUGAUUACAACCCAACACGGUUCCAGAGCUACCCUAUGCUGGUUUAUGUAUAUGGAGGCCCAGGAUCCCAGCUUGUGAGCGAUCGAUUCCGAAUUGACUGGGGCGACUACUUGGCCUCCGAGCGGGGAAUCAUUUACGCUUCCAUUGAUGGUCGGGGCUCAGGCUAUUCUGGAGACAAGCUUCUCCAUUCUCUGUACUAUGGCCUCGGAACAGCUGAGGUUGAGGACCAGAUUGCAGUGACAUCAGCUCUGCAGAAGUCCUUCCCAUUCAUUGAUUCUUCCCGAACGGCCAUUUGGGGAUGGUCCUAUGGUGGUUACGUGACUGCUGCUGCCUUAUCAAAGGAUGUAAACAAUGUCUUCAAGUGUGGCAUCUCAGUUGCACCUGUGACUUCCUGGAUCUAUUAUGAUACUGUAUACACUGAAAGGUACAUGGGUCUCCCUACACCUGAUGAUAACCUGCGUGCUUAUGAUGCCUCAGACAUAACUAGAAAUGUCACAAACUUUAGAAAUAAAGAAUUCUUCCUCAUACACGGGACUGCUGAUGACAAUGUGCAUUACCAACAGUCUAUGAUGUUAUCCCGAGCAUUAGAAGUAAACGACAUUCUGUUCAGAUCACAGAGCUAUCCUGACGAGAACCACGGUCUGGCAGGAGUCAAGAGGCAUCAUUACCACAGCAUGGAAGACUUCCUGAAUGACUGCUACAACAAAGCAUAAUCAUCACUUCUUUUAACAUGAUGUCUGUGUAAUAAUUUCUUUCAUAUUCCAUAAAAAAAAGCCAUAUAUUUUGUUAAUUUCCACAAAUGGGUAUCUUUUUCUAUUGCUCACUGAAAAUACAUAUAUAUAUAAAAUAUUUAAAA